Molecule: messenger RNA, 2637 nt
Organism: Mauremys reevesii (Reeves's turtle)
Lineage: Eukaryota; Metazoa; Chordata; Testudines; Geoemydidae
Gene: FAM161A
Product: FAM161 centrosomal protein A
Exons: 8
Coding region: 295-2400 (701 amino acids)
Biological process (GO): cilium organization
Cellular component (GO): ciliary basal body; cilium; photoreceptor connecting cilium
Source: RefSeq, a predicted model, not a curated record
CACCGCCUCCUGCCUCAGGACGCCCGUGAACCCGCGCACCAGGGCGCCGCUGGCUCUGUACGAGCGGGAGAGGCGCCCGCCGGCCGCGGCGGAGCAGCAGAAGUGUCUGAAGAGAGGAUUUAGGAGUUGAUAUGCAACUCAGUGGAAAAUAAUGUAGGAUCUUUCCAUGGAUCCAAAGCUGAGAUCACCAUCGUUUGUAUACACAAGGAUGAUUUUGACUUGGACUAUAAUACUGAGAGACAGCAAAGCCCCACUCUAAGUGGGGAUUGCGAGGACUGGAUAGACUUUCCCAAAAUGUGCCACUCAAAUCAGGAAUAUUACUUGAAGCUGGAAGAGCUGAAGAAUGCCCACCUGGAGACAAUGGCAAAACUGGAAAACAUGUAUCAGAAUAAGCUGCAUUUGAAAGGAGUACAGCCCCUGGACAAUAAGGAUGCUGCUCCUAGUUUGUGUUAUAGAUCAAUAUGGGAUAAGAGCUCAUUUCGGCCUCUGAAUUUGCAUAAAUCUUUUUCUGAGCCCGACUUAAAUGAUCUAUCCUAUUCAAGUUUAUCUGAUGGGUCUGAUGAAGAAUUAGAGUUGGAAGAAGAAAAUGGUAGUGAAACUGAGUCACUGACAUUUGCUAAAGAGCAGAUCGAAAAAAUGUGGGAUGGGUUUUCUGUGGAGGACUAUGUCUAUCACACUAAACGUAGCUUACCAAAUUCACCAACAUUCAGAAUGAUGGGGAAGAAGCAGAAAGAGUGGUCACCAAAGGUCACUGUGCCUAAGCCUUUCCAGAUGACUAUUCGAGAAGCUAAGAAAAAACAACAAAAUGUCAAAUCAAAGUCACAAAUAGAAAUGGAAAAUAAUUUAUUGAAGAAACAUCUAGAGGAAGAAGCAGAGUGUCAAAAGAAAUUCAGAGCCAAUCCUGUGCCUGCUUCUGUCUUCCUUCCGCUCUAUCAUGAAAUAAUGGAAAGAAAUGAAGAACGCAGGAAGUUUGUGAAAGAGAGAAGCAAAGAUAUUCUUUUGGCCUCUCAGAGACCAUUUCAGUUUAUCAAGAGGGAGGAGCAAAGGAAAGAAAUUAGGAAAAUGCAAUUAAAAGACCAUUCAUUGUCUGAAAAAAAAACAAAAUUAUUCCAAGCAAAACCUGUCCCUAAAUCUGUUUACAGUCCAGCCAUUAAUGAUAAGUUAAAAGAAGAAGAGCUCUAUAGAGAAAUUAGGAUCCAAAUGAGAGCUGAAGAGUUGCUACGUAAUUCUUCUCUUCCCAACAGCAGACUGGCUAGUAGAACUAUCAAUAAACAGAGGAAACAAAAAGAAGAACUGGAGCAUAAACCAAGGAUCAAAUCUAGGGUUCCAGACUUUGAAACACUACAUCAAAAAUUCCAGAAUAGGCUCCUAAAACAGAAACAUGUGAAACAUAUCACAGUUUGUGAACCUUUCAAUCUUCGUACUCCACGUAUCCCAUCCAACAAAGGGAAGAUUCUGCAGGACAUUCAAACAGAUGAAGAAACAUUAAAAGAAACACGCUGGCCAUACGCCUCCCCAAGAUGCAAACCUCGAAUGAGGUGUUCAAGUGCAAAUUCAUCUCCCUUGGGACGUGAGGAAUCUAAAUCUCCAAGAAUCACAGAGUCUACCAAAAGACGAAUACAAGCUAUAAGGAAAUCACUUGAGGAAAAGAGAAAGCUGGAAGAAGAGCAAAAAAGGAUCAGAGCAAAGCAGAAACAAAGAGUGAAAAAACUGCAAAAACUUAUAACAACCCGGGCUGAGGCCAAUGACCCACAUCAGAGCCUAGCUCGGAUGUCUAAAUCCAAAUUAAAAAUAAUCAGGAAACAUGAGAAGCAAAGAAUGCAAGAGUAUCUGCGGGAGCGGGAAGAAAUGGAAGAAAGAGUAAACCAGAGGCCAUUGCUUUUGGAAAGAGCCACUCAGAAAAAUGCCAGAAUAGCAGCAGAAAAGCAUUACUCUGAUAUACUGAGAGAACUGGGGAUUUGUGAGGACUUCCUUUCAAAAAAACGUCAAACUGCUAAAUUGCUGGACCAGUCCAAUGCUAAAGGCUUUGGAAGCUGCACUGAAGACAGAGAAAGUCUUAAUGAAGAUAAAGUUCAAGAAAGAGAAUCCUGUGAUGGGGAGAAGGCAAAUCCUCACUAUGACCAAUCUUGUGGGGAGGUGGAAGAGGAGAAAGCAAGCUCAGAGUCUGACCAAUCCUGUGAGGAGGAGGAAGAGGAGGAGGCAAGCUCAGGGUCUCACCAAUCCUGUGAGGAGGAGGAAGAGGAGGAGGCAAGCUCAGGGUCUCACCAAUCCUGUGAGGAGGAGGAAGAGGAGGAGGCAAGCUCUCAGUCUGAUCAUGAUGAUGAGCAUGUUGUGGAAUAUGAGGAUGAUAAGUAUGAAGAUGGUUUAGAAGAAAACCCUAGUAAUGCUGAAGCUAACUGAAAGGAAGGAAGGCAGACUUACUUCUCUUACUGCCUUGGAGCUCAACACACAUUUUAUUGCUGGCAAUGGGUAUACUAAAGAAAAACCUGACUCUUGGUGCUAUGGGCAUUUUGAACUGCAUACAUGUAGGUCUUGUGUGAAUUUCCAUUUGUUAGCAUAAUAUAACUUCUAAUGCUGAAUUUGCUUUUUUUUCCAGUAAGAACAAAUUAUCAUUACUCAUUUCCAUUAGCAGUUGCA